This is a messenger RNA of Centruroides sculpturatus (bark scorpion), 540 nucleotides long. RefSeq names its product tRNA N6-adenosine threonylcarbamoyltransferase-like. Lineage: Eukaryota; Metazoa; Arthropoda; Arachnida; Scorpiones; Buthidae. The record is from RefSeq and is a predicted model, not a curated record. Gene Ontology annotation, cellular component: cytosol. Bases 1 to 540 code for a protein of 179 amino acids. The transcript has 2 exons.
AUGACUCCUCAAUCGCCUACUAUGAAAACGGCCGAGACCCGCGAUGACGCGCUGGGCGAAGCGUUUGAUAAAGUCGCCCGGGCGCUAGAAAUUGGUUUUCCCGGCGGACCAGCCAUCGAUAAAAUUAGCCAAGAUUACCAGAGCGAAAAUUUAAUCGAUUUUAGUUUGGAUCUGCUUGAGCAAGGUGAUUUUUCCUUCUCAGGUAUCAAGACUAAAGUGCAGCAGUAUUUGCGGGAAAACCGACCGAUCACAACCGAAAAAAAACUGCUGGUCGCCAAAAGUUUUCAGUACCACAUUUGCCAAUAUGUGAUCGGUACUUUUAAGAAACAUUUGGAGACCCAAACUUACGCGAGCAUUAUUUUGAGCGGAGGUGUCGCUGCUAACUCCGAACUGCGCCGCGAAUUUAGUCGACUCCACGAGCGCGUUUUAAUCCCCAGACCCGAGCUGUGCACCGACAACGCGGCUAUGAUUGCGCUGGCCUGCGACCGCCAAAAGAGUCACAUCUUGAGCCACCAGCGACUGGAGCCGGUGCCUAGCUAG